Messenger RNA from Exophiala oligosperma, 3444 nucleotides. RefSeq lists its product as uncharacterized. The record is from RefSeq and is a predicted model, not a curated record. The coding region runs from base 1 to 3444 and encodes 1147 amino acids. The transcript is spliced from 2 exons. Lineage: Eukaryota; Fungi; Ascomycota; Eurotiomycetes; Chaetothyriales; Herpotrichiellaceae.
AUGGCCGACAGCGAGAGCAGCGGCACAACUUAUCAGGCCGAGGAAAGCAACAAUAAUGCACUUUGUUCCUCAUGCCAAAAACUUGAUCUGUCAAUUGGCAAGUUCAUUAUCAGUAAAAAGGGGUUGUCGCGCAACCAGGCAACAGUGACAGAUUCAUCGGGAGAUUUAGCCAACACCAAAGACUUCCAAUUGAGUUCAGGAACGUCCAGAAAGGUGUUUACGACAUUCAACCAAGCUCAGGAGAAGCAUACUAGCUGUCACUUCUGCAGCUUGAUAUGGCAGGCGAUUACACGAUAUAGUCGACGACUUCCAGACGCCUCAACUGCGUUGUAUCUUACAUGGGAGGUCGACGGGCGACGGAUUACCUCCACACAUGAGUCUCUGGUCAAUAGAACCAGGAGGAUACGUCUAUCAUGGGGCGACAAAGAUGGCAAGGAUGAGAGUGUAUAUCUUGUCCUUGUCGCACCAACAGGCGGACGCAGGCCAAACUCGGAUGCCUACGCUUCUUUCGCAACCGAUACACACUUCCUUGGUCGCGGGCGAGUGGACUCUAGCGAGAAGCAGGCCUUGAUGAAAAGUUGGAUCGACCUGUGUGCAGAAAAACACGGUUUGAGGUGCCAGAAGAAGCAUGGGACCAAGAGCGAGUUCAAGAAACUCAUUGAGGGAACCUUCUUCGGCGUCAUCGAUGUCAUUGACAUGCAACUAAAGGCCCUGCCAAUCGUUAACGGGGAACCAGAGCGGUUUGUGGCUUUGAGCUAUGUCUGGGGCAAACGACCGAACGGGGAGUACACAUACAUCACAACGAGAAACAAUGUCAUGAUCCAUAUACAGCACGGAGGGUUGGAGAAAGCAUGGCAUAGAUUGCCCAAAACUAUACAAGAUGUUAUUCUACUUGUGAGCCGACUCGGGGAGAGAUAUGUAUGGAUCGAUUCCUUGUGCAUCGUCCAAGACAGCCUCAGCUCAUGGGAGCUCAAUGCCAAAGCCAUGCAUCUUGUCUAUGGCAAUGCACACUUCACCAUCUGUGCCGCAGACGGUGAAGCGACGACGGGGCUUCGGGCGGUGGCACCUGUCUUACGAACUCCCAUCCAUAGAGCGGCACCGGUUCCCGAUCGUGUCACCACAGUCAGGUUCAUGGAGAAUACGACUGAUCGACACCACUCGGACGAUACUAUACAGUCAGAGCCGAUCAGUGCACAAAUCCUCCCAGGAAUCAGGCUCCUGGUGUCUCGACCACCAGAAGCGGUAAUCCAGAAUUCUCUAUGGAAUCAGCGUGGUUGGACUUUCCAAGAACGACUCCUCUCCCGCCGCUGUCUUAUUUUCGCCGAAGGCCACGUGUACUUUCAAUGUCGCUCUGCAGUUAUGUCCCAGGACAUUUUCAACGACGGAGGGACUACUGGGUGGUCACUGGACUGGACCAACUCCCCGCUCCGGACCCUGGGAGAGUUACGGCGUCGAGCCUUUUGGUUUUACAUGACAUGCGUCAGACUAUAUACAGGACGUGAACUGACGAAACCGAAAGACGUUCUUACCGCAUUCCAAGGCACGUCCUGGCUCUUGCAGCAGAACUUGAACGCGCCUCUAUUCUAUGGUCUUCCUGUAUCACAUUUCGAUCUUGCACUUCUCUGGAUGCCUCUAGCUGUGCUUGAUCGAAGGAGACAGAAAGGACUGCACCGGCCUAGCAACGGACUAUGCAGCCAAGAUGAGCUGGGAAAUUGCAGUUGCAAGAUUGAAGAGGAGGGCUAUGAUGGCAAAGAGUUUCCCAGUUGGUCCUGGUGUGGCUGGGUUGGUGGGAAAGCGGGCUACCAGACCGAGAUGAUUGAAGGAUGUCUGUUGAAUGUGAGGGACUGGCUCAAGCACCAUACCUGGAUUCUAUGGUAUGUUCGGGACCACGAGGGAAACCUCAGACCCCUUUGGGACAAGAAGGCCUUUGAAAAAGAUGUAAGCGAAGACGUAAGCUGGAGAGGAUACGCUGGAAGGGACAAGAGCCCAGGUCAAUACCUCGCUAGAAAGCGAAGCAGGCUACGAAGAUCCCGGGGUCCAUCAUCGCUAACUAGCUUGGUACCUGAAAUCCAAGAAGUCAGACUUGAUGGUCCAGGACACAACUAUGUGCCAACAUAUCCAAACGAGUACCCGCCUCGAGGACCACAGCCGCCGUAUUAUGCACCACCACCGCCACCAAAUAUGAUGUAUCCACCGAACAGCGGUCAGCCGUAUUACCCUCCUCCACCAGGGCAUCCUCCGAUGCCAGCUCCCUAUGGUCCCUAUCCCCACGCGCCUCAACUGGCGCCAACAGAUAUCAAGCCGGCUUAUAUACUGAAAGGCGGGUCCAAAUCCCGAAGUCGACAUAAAAACGCUGACCGAGAAUGGGUCAAACGAGGAAACAUGGCCUAUCUACGAAGGCUUCCGACCGGUUACUACGACAACCUCGUGGACGAAGAGGAUCUGAGUGAGCGCCCAAGGGAGCCAUAUGUGGCGGAAGGAGGAUCUCGAGUCCCAUCAUACUUGCCCCAGCAUGGAGUAAGUCUAGCUGCGGGCCUGCCUCGAAGUCCAUACCAACGUCAGGUGCGUGAACCGAUCACAUCUCGGAGGAGGGACGUCGUGAGCUCAGGAGCCAGCUCUGAUGGUAACGGUGAGGCUCUUGAAGACCGAAAAAGCAGCAGUAGUACUACUGGGUCUGGAUGUGACUCCGACACAUCCGAGAAAAGCUCAAACAGCCAAGUCUCCAUCGGCGAGUUCAUCCCUGUCAACGAUGCCACUCGCACUGAUCCAGCGGGGUACUCGGAAGAUCGAACAGUGAGUGACUCAAGUGACAUUGACAGCGACUUGUAUGGCCGCAGCAGGCGUAGCCGACGUCAUCAUCACCGCCGCGGAAGAGGAGGCUCUUCUCGAAAGGAAGACGCCUAUGGUAGGCCGGUGCGAAAGGGCCUCAAACGAGGGACCGAAUUUACUGGCAUUCUCCCCGACAAUCCGUUUGGGAUUAUCCGUGGCCCCUUCCCCAAAGACCAAAAGGACCAGAUCCGCGCCAUGCCGAUCUUACAAUUUUGGACCUGGAGGACCGAGUUGUUUGUGAAGGUUCGUGGCGAUCAAGAAGGCCAGACGUCGACGUCGACGUCGAUGGACAACCAACGAUGUCAAUGCGACAUCGUCGACAAAGCCGGGGACUGGUGCGGGUCCAUCGUCCUCCCGCGAGACUGGAUCGCAGAGAGACAGGGCGUUCCACUGUUGUUCAUCGCCACCUCGGACGCCAAAUCUCUGACCGAGGAAGAGUGUCCGGUGUGGAAUUAUUACAUCCCCAAGGAGAAAGACGAGUCCGAGUGGGACUUGUAUUACGUCUUGCUUCUAAACAGGAACCGGGAGAGGGCGCUCUGGGAACGUGUCGGGUUGGGUAAAGUCUUUCAGGCCGCGUUUGGUGAUGCGGUUUGGGAUGAGAUUAAGCUUGGGUGA